AUGAAUAGAGAAACGAAAACAGCAAAUUCUUCAGCUGUUUUUGUUUCUCUUAAGUCCAAAAAGAACUAUUUAAUAGUGCAUCCAGCCGGUGCAGAAUAUUAUCAUGUAAUAAAAUUCGAACCUUACUAUGGCAUUCCAUGUUAUGCAGGAAUUUUCAAAAAAGAUAUAUUAUCAACAGAAGAAGAGGCAUUGAGUUACAUUUCCAACGAUGAAAUGAUUGAAACAAUGGUAAAAGCUCAUUCAAUUUUUGGAUAUACUACAAUUGACAAAGCAGGCAUACUUAUUCUCACAAAAUCUGUUGAUACUCUAUAUAAAUACAAGAAUGAACAUCCAAUUUAUAAAAUUAAAGAAGUUGAAUUUGUCAGAUUUUCAAUUUUGAUCGGAGAACCAUCCCAAGAUUUCAGUAUCGAGAAACUCAGAUCUUACCCAUUCUCAUGCAAUCAUUACUUUUGCCCAACAUUUGAUAUUUCUAAACAUUUUACAAGAAAUUCAAAUUAUUCUGCAUCUGUUAACGAAACAUUAGCGGUGGCUUUUGAAAACAUACAGAUACCAAACCUAUGCCCCAGAGUUAUCCAAGGAUCUUUUGCUUUUUGUUAUAUCGACGUUUUUCUUUCAGAUGUUUUACUUAUUUCUCGAAAAAUUACAUCAAACAAGAAAAAGGAAAGAGGAUUUGAUAUUAAUGGCGAGUCAAAUAUGGAUUAUGAAAUUGAAAUCGCAUAUGUCGUUCCAAGAGGCUCAGGAUAUGAAACAAUAUCUCACGUUUUCUAUAUUGGUGAUGUACCUUCAGUUUCUGAUACAUACAAGUUAGAGGAGAGUCAAGAAAAGAAAGUUGUUAAAAAUUAUUUCAAAAAUCUUUCGAAAAUUUCUGGUUUCAACAAUAUUUUGAACAUCAUGCUAUUCAAUGAAUCAAAGAACCCUUCUUACGCUAAACUAAUGAACAAAAUUCAAAGUUUUUGCAAUUAUGAAGAAAAUAAUCUGAAAGUUUCAAUGAUUAAAACAAAAUUUGCAUUCUCGAGUGACAAACUCGACAAUAUACCAUCUGUUAUCGAUCUCUUUUACUCAGUUUCCUCUUCAAAAUUUGAAAAUUUCGGAAUGUCGAGAAUUUUCGAGAACAAAACGACCACAGAGAUUGCCUCUAUCCAGCAAGGUGCAUUCCGAUUCUCGUUUGUUGAUUCCAUUGAAGAAGAACUGUUUGCCAUUUUGUCAUUGCUAAUUAAAUCGAUCAAACCCACUAACAUCAUCACAACUAACAUCCAAUCGUUCACAGACUUCUCCCAGAUCUCCCAAUCAUUCAUACAGCUCUGUUCCAAGUUCAUUAUUUCAACCGCCCACUCAAUGAGGUCAUUUGGCAACAUCGGCAUAGGAAUUCUUAAGAAGAUAGUCACAAAAUUUGCGAAUGUCGAUGAGAAAUUCAAGGAUUUCCCUUUGUACGACAAUUUCGAAAUUUCAAUUUCGAUGAUGAGCAUGUUACAGCCUCUUACGAUGACCUGUGCAUCAUUCCAAGCUAAUGCGGCCAUCAUGGAACCCCAAAACAUCGGAAAUUCCCUUCUUAGACAGUCAUUUAAACCAAUUUCGUUUUCAAUUGAAAAUCCUUUGACUUUGAUUUUGUCAAAACCGAUUUUCUUGACGGAAAUUGUCUUCGGAUUGUCUGAAAACCAGAAUUUCCCAAUAUCCCCUGCAACAGUUCACAUUUCUGCCGGACUUUACAAUAACCGCCAAUUUGAUGUGACAGAAAUUGUUUCUUUACCUAUUUCCCAUGAAAAAACAAACAUUUGCUCGGUAAAACUCUCAGACAACAACACGAAAUACGACCAAAUAAAUCGUGUUUACGAAGUAGAACCUGUCAGAUUUUUGUCAUUUGAGUUCACUUCACCUUUGUCAAAUUAUGCCACUUUGAAUGGAAUUUGUGUAUUUGGUUAUGACAAUCCACCAUUUUCAUAUCCAUUUACCAAUCAAAACAGGGCCAGAUUGACAGAUGACAGGCGGAGAGUUGUUUUGAUGGAAUGCAAGAACCACAAGAAGAGAGAAGAUAUAAUUCCUGAAUCUAUACAGUACGAAAUCACUCGUGUCACGGGAUUGCACUCUGUUGGAGAAGCGCAGACUAAGUUAGUGUCUAUGGACAUACAUCCUGAUACAUAUGAUUUAGGUUUGCUGCUCAAUCUGAAUAAAACUGACCAGAAAAACAGAAAAAAGAAAAUUUGCAGAAAUUGCAAUCAAGAGAAAAAUACUUGUUUGCAGUGUAGUUUCUGCAUGGAUUGGUUCUGUAAUGAACACAUUACUAAUUUCAAAGAAAACAAAGUGUGUAGAUUCUGCUACCAACAGUUGAAACAGUUGCAACAAUCUAUUGAAGUUCUGAAUUCUCAGAAAAUUCAAUCGUAUUUGGAUUUGAAUCCUUUCAUUCAAACUCACAAAAAAUCUAUUGAUUUCUUGAAAUAUAUCCAAAAUUUACAAAACUCAAAAAGUGACAAAAUAAUUGUUGAUUCAAUUCAAAAACAAGAAAUUUCUAAACCAACAAAAAGUGAAGUGACCAAAACUGAUAAAAAUGAAGUUAAUUCAAAUCAAAAACAAGAAAUUUCUAAAAAUGCAAAAAGUGAAGUGUUCAAAAGUGAAGUGACCAAAUAUGUUGAGAGGAGAGAUCCAGAAAUUAUUUGCAAGUAUCCUUAUUUUGCAUUGAUAAAUGAACAACCACUUGGAGAGAACAAAAUUCCAUUUGAAACUGUUUUCUGUGAUUCAAGGUUAGUUUACAAACCAAAUGUAAACAUGAUGCAUGUUUUAGUUGCAUUGGAAUCAUACAUGGCUUUGUCGGGUGUUGAAAUAGUUUGCGACAAGAAUUUGACAGUCACAAUCAACAAUGUUGUUCUUCACUUUUCACCGCCAUGUAGUUACAAGAAAUGCAAAAUAAACAGUCGUUUCCUUGAGAUUGUAAUUGUCGGAGAAGAAAUCGAACUGAGAAGAAUCAAAAUAUUCGGAAAACCUGUUAAAAACAAAGUGGAAAUCAAACAGAUUUUGGCGGCAAAUCAACCAAAAUUUGUAAUGCUAAUUAACUACUCUUCAACUGUAGAAGAAAAGAAUUUGAUUCACACUCUUAGUUUCGAAAAAGUGGCAGCUGUUAGCGGUUUACGGUUUUUCAAGACAUGGAAGAAUUUGCAUUCACUUGUCAUUGAAGUAAAGACACCGAAAGGAAACAGAUACAUGCACAGGUUCAUCAGUUACUCUCAACCAAAAGAAUGUGACAUUUUGUUACCGAACAAAAUGAAGGCAACGCAAAUUAGAGUGUUUUACAUCCAGUCAACUGAAAAAGAUGCUGAAUCAAUUCUUUCCAACUUGCCUCCGAUUCCUUUCGAUGUUAGAUCUGCGAAAUAA
This is a messenger RNA of Trichomonas vaginalis G3, 3363 nucleotides long. RefSeq names its product phosphatidylinositol-3-phosphate biosynthetic process. Lineage: Eukaryota; Parabasalia; Trichomonadida; Trichomonadidae. The record is from RefSeq and is a predicted model, not a curated record. The transcript has a single exon. The coding region runs from base 1 to 3363 and encodes 1120 amino acids.